This is a messenger RNA of Lasiosphaeria miniovina, 654 nucleotides long. RefSeq lists its product as uncharacterized. The transcript is spliced from 2 exons. NCBI's taxonomy places the organism in Eukaryota, Fungi, Ascomycota, Sordariomycetes, Sordariales, Lasiosphaeriaceae. The record is from RefSeq and is a predicted model, not a curated record. The coding region runs from base 1 to 654 and encodes 217 amino acids.
AUGAGCAGCAGCACCACCUUCUCCAUCAGCGCGGGGCCGGGGACGGACAUCUGGCGCAAGCCUCCCCACACAGACGUGUUCAACGCCCCAGCCGCUGCAGCGCCGAGUGUCACGGCAACGUCGGGGCCGUUGCUCAGCUUCGUGUCUGCGCGCGCGUCGUUCUCGUUUGCCUGGUCGGAGCAGUACGACCAGGGCGGGCUCCUGCUGAGCUUCCGGCCGCGGGCAGGCCUAGAAGGGGCCGACACCAAGGCUUCUUCAUCGUCGCCGACCAAGUGGGUAAAGACGGGCAUCGAGUUCUACAACAGGCGGCCGAUGCUGUCGACAGUGGCGUGCGACCGCUGGGCGGACUGGAGCGUGGGCCCGCUGACGACGUCUCCUGGCUCGGCCGGCGCCAAGACGUGGACGACCAUCUCGGUCGAGAGAGAGAUCAAUGAGAAUGCCACCAACGAGAACGGGUCGAGCUGGUGGGUGUACCAAAUUCUGGAGGGUGGGGAGAAGGUGUCCCUGCGUGAGAUCUGCUGGGUGUACGGCGAUGGAAACGAUGCCGAGAACUGGGAGCUCGAGGUCCUGGCUAUGGCCGCAAGGCCAGAGAAGAACGUCAACACCAGCCUCGAGGUCGAGGUCAGGGACAUGGAAGUAAAGUGGGCGGCAUGA